Trifolium pratense (red clover) is the source of this 3486-nucleotide messenger RNA. Its product is annotated as probable inactive receptor kinase At4g23740. Gene Ontology annotation, biological process: protein phosphorylation. The coding region runs from base 1332 to 3197 and encodes 621 amino acids. The transcript has 2 exons. Gene Ontology annotation, molecular function: ATP binding; protein kinase activity; protein binding. NCBI's taxonomy places the organism in Eukaryota, Viridiplantae, Streptophyta, Magnoliopsida, Fabales, Fabaceae. The record is from RefSeq and is a predicted model, not a curated record.
CUCGUGAUGUUAGGUUGGAAGUGUAUUAGUACUAUUUUGAUUAUCACAAAUUAAAUAAAUCUAAAGCAUUGAAAUCCCACUAAUUAAUGUCAAAAAAGCACUUGAUUCAAAGAAGAAUAAAUUAACAAAACUAAUUUUUUUGACAUGAAAUAAUUAAAUGAAUUAUACUACAGGCUACUCUAUAUUGUAGUUGUAGGACAUAGGGAACCUACGCAUGUGUAACCAAGCUCAAGACAAACCUCAUGAGGUAACCUCUCAAUGUUGUCUAUCAAUCUACACUUCUCUUUCCUCACUCAAAUCCUUAUAAGCACAACCAUAGAAAGUUUUGUCCAUAAAAGCUAGAAACAAAGGAAAAAGGAGAAGAAACAAAGGUAUGGCUUAAAUUUAAGGUUCUUAGUUAAUGUUCUCCUUAAGUUUUUGUGUUUGUCACAUGAAAAACUUAUGUAUAGAGGCUUUAAUGUUUUUCUUAUUGCUUCAUUGAUGUGGUUACUUCACAUGCCCCCUCCUAUUCUUGUGGCAAAAGUUAUCUUUAGCCUUUGGAUGUUAUUGACUAGGAAAAGGGUUUCUAUCUUUCUUCAAGUUCAUGUUAAGUGAUCACAUAAGAAAUAAGUUUAUACUAUAGUUCAUGGUUUUAUAAGGAUAUUUUUGUAAUUUUGAUAGUUUAUACUCUAGACAAAAAAUUGGCCUAUGAUUUAGUAAGGGAAGUUUUUAUACAAACUCUUGUUACUUGAAAAUACUUGUUUUAUCUUGUCCAAUAACCAAUUUCUAAAUUAAACAGAGUACAAAAUCAUUGUCCAAUCCACUUCUCUUUUUUAUUUUAGUAUCAACACGAUGCUGACACUUAUGAUUACACUGGAUUAUGUCAUUUUCUCAAAUUAUUAUCGAUGUCGACGUGUUAAUGUUCGUAUCGUAUUCGAUGUCCGUGUCUGUACAUGUUCUUCAUAGUUAUUUAUCUAUUUGCUUUUGAGCCAAGUCUUCUAUUCUAAUAAAGUUUCAAAGUUUGGUAUACAUCUUUUUGAUUGUUCUCCCUAGGGAAACAAACAAAAAGUAGGUGAACAGGAAAAAAGCUAGUAAUAAGCUUAUUUUCAAUUUUCCAUGCCAAACAAGUGCUGCUUAUUUUGACCACAAAGUCACUUUACUAAAUAGCUGUUUAUUUUUUCAUCCUUUAAUGUCAAAAGCUAAGAAAAUAACACCAAUAUAUCUAGUUACAUACAUAAGGUACAUAAUAUAAUUCUAUUACAUGCUUCUCACCAAAUUUUCUUUGUUAUUUCAGCAUUGAAAACACAUCAUAUAGACAUAUACUUCAAAAUCUCUCUAUUCAAUCUACAAAAAUGAAAAACAAAAUGGCCCUUUUGUUCCUUUAUUCAACAACUUUCAUGAUUGGAGCAAUGUUCUUAUUUUCUGUUGAAGCUGAACCAGUAGCAGAUAAACAAGCUUUACUUGAUUUCCUUCACAAUAUGAACCAUUCCACACAUCUCAAUUGGAACAAGAAUUCUUCUGUAUGCAAAAAAUGGAAUAGAGUUAUCUGCAACAAAGAACAAUCAAGAGUUAUAUCUCUUCAACUACAAAGUGUUGGAUUGAAUGGUUCAAUUCCACCAAACACACUUAGUAGACUCUCAGCACUUCAAAAUUUGAGUCUUGCAUCAAAUACUAUAACUGGUUUUUUUCCUUCUAGUUUCAAUAAGCUGAAAAAUUUGACUUUUGUUUCUAUACAAUUUAACAAGUUUUAUGGUUCAUUGCCAUUAGAUUUUUCUGUUUGGAAGAAUCUAACUUUUGUUGAUUUUUCUAACAAUGGUUUUAAUGGUAGCAUCCCUUUAUCAGUUUCAAAUUUGACUCAUCUUAGUUCUUUGAUUCUAGCUAAUAACACUCUUUCUGGUGAAAUUCCUGAUAUUAAUAUUCCUAGUCUCAAAGAUCUUAAUUUGGAAAACAAUAAUCUUAGUGGUUUUGUUCCUAAAUCACUUUCUAGAUUUCCAAGUUUGUCUUUUUCAGGUAACAAUCUUACAUAUGUUGAUGUAAAUGUUUCUUAUCCUACAAAUGUUCAUAAAAAAAGGAAGAAAAAUAAAGGACUUAAAGAACCGGCAUUAUUAGGUAUCAUAAUCGGUGGUUCGGUGUUAGGAUUUUUAUUCAUAGGAGUUUUCUUGAUUGUAUGUUACUAUGAGAAACGCGGCAAAGAUGGACAAAUUAUUAAGUCUCAGAAGAGUAAAGAAGUUUUUUCAGAGAAAAAAGAAGCUUCUGAUAGUCUAGAACGAAACAAAAUCGUUUUCUUUGAAGGUUGUAAUCUUGUAUUUGACUUAGAAGAUUUGUUGAGAGCUUCUGCUGAGGUGCUUGGGAAAGGAACAUUUGGUACUGUAUAUAAGGCUUCUUUAGAGGAUGCAACAACGGUCGCGGUUAAGAGGUUAAAGGAGGUUAUGGUUGGGAAGCGCGAAUUCGAACAGCAGAUGGAGAUUGUGGGAAGGAUUAGGCAUGAGAAUGUGGUUUCAUUAAGGGCUUAUUACUAUUCAAAGGAGGAGAAACUUAUGGUUUAUGAUUAUUAUGAACAAGGCAGUGUCUCAGCAAUGUUACAUGGCAAAAGAGGGGCAGAGAGGAUUCCUUUAAAUUGGGAAAGUAGGUUGAAAAUAGCAAUUGGUGUAGCAAGAGGCAUUGCUCACAUCCAUGAAGAAAAACUAAUCCAUGGAAACAUAAAAGCUUCAAACAUCUUCCUCAACUCUAAAGGAUAUGGUUGUAUAUCUGACAUUGGUCUAGCAACAAUGAUAAUAAGUCCAAUAUCACCAAGAGCAAGAGGAUACCUUGCAUCGGAAGUAACCGAAACUCGAAAAGCAACGUAUGCAUCCGAUGUCUAUAGUUUCGGUGUCUUAUUACUUGAACUUUUAACUGGAAAAUCUCCCUUACAUGGAGGUGAGGAAGUUGUUCAUUUGGUUAGAUGGGUGAAUUCUGUGGUUAGAGAAGAGUGGACUUCUGAAGUGUUUGAUUUGGAAUUAUUGAGAUAUCCUAAUAUAGAAGAAAUGGUUGAGAUGUUACAAAUUGGUAUGGCUUGUGUUGUGAGGUUACAAGAUGAUAGACCAAAAAUGGAUGAAGUUGUGACAAUGGUUGAGGAAAUUCAUAGGGGUAAUAGUGGAAAUAGACCUUCAUCUGAAUUUAGGUCAGAAUGUUCUACUCCAACUCCUCAUGUGAUUGAGACACCAACUUCUCUAGAUUGAGAUUUUUUUUUCCUAUAAUCAUUUAUAUGCACGAAGUAAUUAAUCCUAGUUGAAAAAUUUAUUCAGCACACAGAAUGAAUUUUUCUCUUCCAACAAAGUUUUCUAUAUAGGCAAGAGUCAGAAAUCAAACCUCUGAUCACUUGUUUAAGGUGUCUGAAUUUUCACUGUUAUAUUUAUAGUUGUUAUAAAUAUGUAAUUUAGUGAUGGUUGUUAACACUUGCUUAAGAUUCUUUUGUUUAUUUAGUCAAUGGUUGUUAAACAUGUAAGUAUGUAACAUAUAGUUACUCAA